Ochotona curzoniae (black-lipped pika) is the source of this 1239-nucleotide messenger RNA. RefSeq names its product solute carrier family 25 member 43 (gene SLC25A43). Bases 67 to 1095 code for a protein of 342 amino acids. Gene Ontology annotation, biological process: transmembrane transport. The transcript is spliced from 5 exons. Lineage: Eukaryota; Metazoa; Chordata; Mammalia; Lagomorpha; Ochotonidae. The record is from RefSeq and is a predicted model, not a curated record.
GCCGCCUAUGGCCACAGAGGCUGGGGCCCGAGCCACGCGCUGUAUCCCGGGCCGGGACGAGGCUGGAUGGCGACGUGGAGGCGGGACGGUCGGCUAACCGGCAGCCAGCGGCUGCUCUGCGCCGGCCUGGCGGGCGCGCUCAGCCUCAGCCUCACCGCGCCCCUGGAGCUCGCCACCGUGCUGGCCCAGGUCGGCGGCGUGGCGCGAGGCCGCGCCCGGGGGCCGUGGGCCACAGGGCGCCGGGUGUGGAGGGCCGAGGGGCCCCGGGCCCUGUGGAAGGGGAACGCGGUGGCGUGUCUGCGCCUCUUCCCCUGUAGCGUCGUGCAGCUCGCCGCCUACCGCAAGUUUGUCGUGCUGUUCAUGGAUGAUCUAGGCCAUAUUUCCCAGUGGAGCUCCAUCGUGGCUGGGAGUCUCGCAGGCAUGGUUUCCACCAUUGUGACAUAUCCUACAGACCUCAUCAAAACCCGGUUGAUGGUUCAGAAUAUGCUGGAGCCAUCUUACAAAGGGCUUCUCCAUGCCUUUUCUACUAUUUAUCAACAGGAAGGGUUCCUGGCCCUUUAUCGAGGGGUUUCCCUCACUGUUUUAGGUGCUCUCCCAUUCUCUGCUGGCUCCCUUCUGGUCUACAUGAACUUGGAGAAAAUUUGGAAUGGACCUCGUGAUCGGUUCUCAGUCCUCCAGAACUUUGCCAAUGUGUGCCUGGCUGCCAUGGUGACACAGACCCUCUCCUUUCCCUUUGACACUGUGAAGAGAAAGAUGCAGGCUCAGAGCCCCUGUCUUCCCCACCACGGAGGAGUGGAUGUCCAGUUCUCAGGAGCAGCGGACUGCUUUCGGCAGAUAGUGAAGGCCCAGGGCGUCCAGGGGCUCUGGAAUGGAUUGACAGCCAACUUGCUGAAGAUAGUCCCAUAUUUUGGAGUUAUGUUUAGCACCUUUGAGUUCUGCAAGAGAAUCUGUCUUUACCAAAAUGGUUACAUUGUGUCUCCUCUGAGCUAUAAACUGACCCCAGGGGUAGACCAGAGCUUGAAGCCCCAAGAACUAAGGGAGUUAAAGAAGUUCUUCAAAACUGGAAACCUGAAGUCAAAAAAACCAACUCUGUAAAAAUGAUAUGGAACUGAAAGUGCACUGACUGAAGGCAUGUCACGACCACAGGCAUAGCCUCCUGAGAUUGGUGCGGUGGCACAGUAUAUCAAGCCUCAGCCUGCAGUGCCAACAUCACACAUGCGCACCCAUUCAAGUCCUGGC